AUGGAGCUGCAGCCUGUGUCCAAGUCUGGCGCCACGGCUGAUCGUCUUGAAGACCAACAAGCCCCUGAUCGGUCUUUCGCCCCAAAGACGCAAGAUGCGCACGAAGCAGCAUUGAUAGACGCUGAUGUCAAGAUCCAUGUCACAAAAUCUACCUACCUUGCGGUUUUCUUCCUAGGUUUUACUUUCCAGCCAUCUCUUACCUUCAUCUGUCUAUUUGUGUUCCCGGUCGUCGUCCCAAUAGAAAUGGAGCUACAGGGAUCCACUUACAAUUCCAACUGGCUAGCAUCGAGCCGGUCUCUCGCCGGAAGCAUAGCCUUUGCACUUGCAGGACAGAUGAGCAAUUACUUUGGGCGGAGAUAG
Cladophialophora bantiana CBS 173.52 is the source of this 360-nucleotide messenger RNA. RefSeq lists its product as uncharacterized. The coding region runs from base 1 to 360 and encodes 119 amino acids. The record is from RefSeq and is a predicted model, not a curated record. Gene Ontology annotation, molecular function: transmembrane transporter activity. Lineage: Eukaryota; Fungi; Ascomycota; Eurotiomycetes; Chaetothyriales; Herpotrichiellaceae. The transcript has a single exon.